CAGAGCUUAACCAGACAUCCUUGUAUCCUUGCAUCCAUUUAUCUUUCCCCUUCAACGACGAUACGGCACAACAUGCCUCUGCCUUUUCUCGAAGUCUUUCCACGAGAGAUUCGCGAUCAGAUCUACACGUAUGUCUUGGCUUCGCCAUCCGGUGCGGUGACACUCUCGCCAUGGACCGUCGAGAUCGCGAGGUCGUUGUCCCUCCUCCGAACCUGCAAGCAGAUUCAUAGAGAGUGCAAAGACAUCAUCUGGUACCAUAAUCGACUCGACAUUCGCCAACCCACUCACCUCCACCGCAAGUUUCUCACCCUUUCAAAACAGCGUCCUGCUCGACGCAUUCGACAAUUAAAAGUGUGCCUCGAAUUGCUUGAUCGCGAUGAGCUAGAGUGGGUGGCGAGCGCUGCUGCAGGACUUGAAGAGUGGUGCCGGGUUGGCAGAUUGGAAUCAAUUACACUGUCGACGGAAUGGGACAAGCCAAGAGGCAUCGAAGAGUUCAAAGAGAUCCUGAGCUUGAGAAAGUACGGGGAAUGUUUGGAUGGUCGACUGUAUCAAGAAUCGAGUACGUGGACACGAAUGGUUAUUAAUACAGGAUGGCCUAGAUUCUCGCAUUGGGGCAAACAGAGAUGGCUGAAAGAGAUGUUGUUAGAUCCAAGUGGUCUCAAUGAGCUGCUCGGGUCAAUACACGGGGCGUUUGGUGGCCAGUUGUACGUGGGUGGAAAGCUAUGCUUCGACAAUCGAGUUCGAGUUGUCGAAGACCUCAAACUGGAUCCACGAAAUGGGGAGAUCAGGAUUGUUCCAAAGUUUCAGUCAACUCAAAAUAAUUCAAACCAUUCUCGGUACUGAUUUCCGGUUGAAACUGUGGUGAUGUGAUGACACUGUCACUGCUCGCCGGAUAUUCUAAUUCCCUGAUCACCUCACUGUCUUCUCUUCCUAGCAUCAGCCAUAGUGAAUUGGCUUCGAUUUCGCUUUGCCAGUCCUACGGUGCAAUCAAUGGUAUCCAUCUACUCUGCAGCAGCACAGCUAUUUGCAUCUUUCUGUGGGUUGGUACGAAGUAGUUCUUGGCCCAAAUCUUGGUAUCUGAAUGUGUUCUUUCAUCC
This is a messenger RNA of Mollisia scopiformis, 1097 nucleotides long. RefSeq lists its product as uncharacterized. NCBI's taxonomy places the organism in Eukaryota, Fungi, Ascomycota, Leotiomycetes, Helotiales, Mollisiaceae. The transcript is spliced from 2 exons. The record is from RefSeq and is a predicted model, not a curated record. The coding region runs from base 73 to 843 and encodes 256 amino acids.